AUGAAAUUUAUCAUUUAUAUAUUUUAUAUAUAUACUUCUUUAUUAUUUUCUUUAUCUCAAUUACAAAAUCAGAGUCAACCAUAUCCUUAUUCUUAUUAUUAUUUAAGAUUAUUUAUUUUAAUACCAAAUGAUAAUUGUUUCUCAUCUAAUGGAUUAUUUAAUUUUACCGCCAGUAUUCAAGAUACAAUGAAUUUAAAUAUACAUCCAAUAAUAAAUAAUUGGGCAUUUAAUAAUAGUAAUAAUCAUAUUGAACAAUAUAUUAUACCAUUAUCUGAUUGUAUAUUAACUAAUAAUACCUAUAUGAAUAUGUUAACAUUAUAUAGAAAUGCUCAACAAUAUACUCAAAUGAUAAAACUAAAUCAAAUUGAUUAUAAUGUCAUUAUAGGUCCAUAUCAUCCUAAUUUAUGUUAUCAAAUGAAUCAAUUAAUUAUGUUACCAAUAAAUGAUUGUUUUAAAUCAUUGAAAACAUUCUUAUAUCAUACAAGUUUUCAAUGUCCAUUAAGUAGAAGUAUUACAUAUCAAUCAAAUCCAUCAUUAUAUUGUUAUAAUAAUAGUAAUAAUAAUGCAAGUCAAUAUGAAUAUGAUUAUACCAAUAUUGGUAGUUUAUCUAUUGGUGCUAAUAAAUAUCAAAUAUCAAUGGCAUUAAUUAAAAUUUUACACUAUUUAAAUAGAUUCAAUCUAAUAAUUCUAUAUGAAAAUGAUUAUAAUGUGAAUGAUCCAUCACAAUUAUUUGCCAUUGAUUUAGCUUAUCUAUUAAUGAAAGAUAGUAAUAAGAAUAUUAAUGUAAAGGCAAUUUCUGGAUGGAAUAUUGAAAAGAAUAUAUCAAAUAUUAUACAAAUAGGAAAUGUAGAAUAUUCUGCUUGUAUUGUAAUUGCUCAACUUUCAUUCUAUUCUACAUUAUUAAAAUAUAUUUAUCAAUGGAAUCCGAAUAUAUUAAAAACAAUUAUGUUCAUUGCUUAUGAUAUGACAUUAUUCUCAUAUGAUAUACUUAAAGUAUGGAGAAAUACUAUACAAAAUAUUGAUCAUGAAUAUUUAACAAUGAUAAAUUCUGCAUUUGUUUUAACAUCUCAUCCAUAUGGUUCGAAAUUACAUUUAACUGAUGAAUAUUUAAAUCAGAAAGAUUAUUUAGCAAUGAAAUUAACAUUGGGCAUGACAAUAUGCAAUUUUAAACAUCAUAUACAACAAAAAGAACGGGAACAACAAUUAUCACAAUUACAAGGAAAUAAUGGUUUCUAUGCAUCAUUAAAGAAUACAACAUUGAAAAUUCCAAUAAAAUCUGAUUUAAGUUUAGCUAUAACAUUUCAUGAACAUCCAGAACAAAAUCAAGCUGCAUUAGAUUUUUAUUUAAUUAAUGCAUAUACAUGUAAUGUUGAUAUUUCGAAUUUAUCAAUGAAUACUACUAAUACUACAACUAACAAUAUUAAUAAUGAUACUGUAUGUUUAGAGAUAUAUUCAUCAAUGAUUUGGCCAGAUUACAAUGUUAGUAGUAUGGUAUUAAGAAGUGAUUGGCAAUUAAAUGCUACAUUACAACAAACUACAACUAUUACAGAAUGUAUUCCAAAUAAUGGAAUAGUUAUGGCUCUUAUAUUCAUGUCUGUAUUAACAGCUACAAUAGCAUUUUCAUUAGUUGCUUUCUUGUUAGCAAGAUGUUAUCGACGACGGAAAAUGUAUCGUGAAGGACCUAAUAAACUAAUUCUUUAUCCAGAUGAUAUUGUAUUCAUAAAAACUCAAAAAACAGUUAAACAUACUACACCAAGUAAUGUUGAUCUACGUUUUCCAACAAUGACUAGUGAAACAAAACUUAAUGGAUCAACAACCAGUCAUAUAAAUCAAGGUAAAAUAGACAAUCAAGCAAGAUCAUUGGUGUCAGUUAUGAGUGGUGAUGGAAUUGAAGAUACAAAUGUUGCAAGUUAUAGUAAUAGUUUAAUUUAUAUAAAACGUUUAGAAUUGAGUAAUGCUGCAUUAAAGAGUAAAUUUUUAGAUCAUGUACGUUUGUUAAGAGAGAUACGUAAUGAAAAUGUCAAUCCAUUGAUUGGUUGUUAUGUUGAUAUUAGUGCAUUAUGCCUGGUAUUUGAUCAUUGUACAAGAGGAAGUUUAAAAGAUAUAAUCAAGAAAGAGUCCAUAAAUUUAGAUUGGGAAUUUAAACUUUCCUUAAUAACGGAUGUCGUCAAAGGUAUGAGAUAUAUUCAUUCGUCUCCAAUUAAAAAACAUGGUUGGCUUAAAUCUACAAAUUGUUGUGUAGAUGGUCGAUGGGUUGUAAAAAUAACCGAUUAUGGAUUAACAGAAAUCUUCGGUAUUUAUGGUACUAAAAGAAAGAUGAAAGAUGAAGAAUGGUUAUGGACAGCACCAGAACAUUUAAGAGAAGAAACAAAUAUUUAUAGUGGCAGCCAGAAAGGUGAUGUUUAUUCAUUUUCUAUUGUGAUGCAAGAAAUUAUUACACGGGAUGAACCUUAUGGAAUGCUUGGAUUAAGUGCAUCAGAAAUAUUGAGUAAAGUUCGUAAACCCCCACCACUGUGUCGACCAAAAGUUUCACAGUCUGAAGCUCCCCCAGCUUAUUUAGAAUUUAUGAAACGUGCAUGGGCAGAAAGUCCUGUAAUGAGACCAACAUUUGAAGAAAUCUAUCAACAACUUAGACAACUUAAUCAAGGAAAAAAACUCAACAUCGUAGAUCAUAUGUUCAAGAUGAUGGAAAAGUAUUCAGCUGACUUAGAAGAUCAAGUACGUGUUCGUACAGAAGAAUUGGAAACUGAAAAGAAAAAGACUGAGUUACUAAUAGCAAGGAUGCUUCCUCCUGUCGUAGCGGAAACUUUAAUGUCUGGUAAACCCGUUUGUCCUGAAGCAUUUGAUGAAGUGACAAUCUAUUUCAGUGAUAUUGUUGGUUUUACAACAAUAUCUGCAUUGUCUACACCAUUUCAAGUUGUUGAUUUGUUAAACGACCUUUAUACAAUGUUUGAUUCAACAAUUGACUUUUAUGAUGUAUAUAAAGUAAGUGUUUUUGAACGAUUUAUGAAUGUGAUUUGUAAAUAUUGUAUAUCAUUACUAUGUUAA
Messenger RNA from Schistosoma curassoni, 3048 nucleotides. The record is from the annotation of a GenBank genome assembly. Lineage: Eukaryota; Metazoa; Platyhelminthes; Trematoda; Strigeidida; Schistosomatidae.